AUGCUUCAGAUUGACUUGCGCGACAAGGACGCGCCGUUCAUGCGCGAACUCGCAAGCCGCUCAAAUGCAGAGCAAGUCUUGAACAUCAUUCAGGGCAUAUCCAGUCGCCUGAGCAGUAUGCGCGAGGGACGCAAGCCUACGCGUGCGAUACGGAAGGCGCUUAAGCCCCUUGUCCAUAAUCUACAGAGCAUCCUCGAUGCUACUGCUGAAACAGCAACAUCUUUGGGUGUUCCAGGAGGAAAGGGCAUCUUCGCGGCUGUGGCUGCGGCGGAUCGUGUGAGCGCGGCCCUCGACGACAUUGAGAAGCUUCUCCGGCGGCUGCACUCAUACGUGAAGCGAUUGAAAGUACGCGUACGGGCUCCGUUGGGGAGUGAAUCGAGGGAACUGGCCGUCAUGACCCUGACGAAGAUUCUCAAGAUGCUGGCCGCGUUGACACGCAUCGUGCAGCGAGGUCGCAUCCAGCACUUCCUGUACGCGCUGUUCACAAAAACCGACGAAGUGGGAUCUGCGUUCGAUGGGCUGGAAGAGACGGAAGUCGAAGAGGAAAGGAUGGCUAUUGCUGAGUUGGUUGUCGGGGUGGAGCAGUUGACGUCCAUGAUACGCAGCAUGGACUCUGCAGUCGCUGAUGUUUCGCAGGCCCUGGAUGUUCUGCAACCGACGCUUAAGGACGUCAAUACCCUUGCACGGGCUAUUCUAGUUGAAACGCGGAUUAAUGACGCGCAAAGCGCGAGCGCACUCCAGACACUGCUGAACCACGCCGGUGCUUUUCCUCCAUCGUCCAUAGCCCCCAAUCCACCGGAAACGGAAGUUGCUGCCGAACAGUCAGAGUUAUGGAGAAUGCAUCACAUUGUAUGGAGAUAUCUCGGUCGCGAGCUACGCCAUAUACUUUCUCGAUUCAAUACCCAGGAUCAAGAUUUGAUCUUACGCGGUGUUGUCACACUAUUCUUGUUGAUCAUCGACGCUGAAGGCAAAAACCUCGCACUUACUGUCGUUAAUCCCUCUGCCACACCUUUGGUCUGGGCCCGGGUCACUGGGACGACCUUGUCGACGGCCGCUAUGUUCCUGCUGCUAUUCAUGACAUGGAAGCUGCAUUCGGUGUCGCGUCCAAUAGGACUCCCGUCUGACUGCGUCAUCAUGGUGGAUGUCCUCGGAGAAGCUUUCAUUCUCGGACCCGAGACGUUCGCUACGUGGGAGAAUACGCAUCGGUUUAUCGUGAACGCAUUUCGCGGGCGGGUUGGGUUGUCAUACGUACAGAGGCGCAACUACGGACUGGGCGACUCUGCGCAUCUUGUAAUUGAACCGGAAUCAUCGUCGCAACUCGUGCGUCCUGGUUCAAGACUCAAUAUGAGCGUCAUAAUUCGUGAACGCGUGCCUCGAUGCCCGUACUGUGAGAUGGAGAGGAAUGGCAGGGAAAACGUAUUGGAUGAUGGAAGGAUCGUCUGCUCGCGUUUAGUCUGUGAGAGAGCAUACGGUACCUUCGUCUCUUCUGAUACGAAGUACACCCACGAAUAUAUAUCAUCCAAUGAACUCACCCCAGAUCUGUCAAGUUAUUCCAUGCCGAGUUCAUCCCAAGAGUUCCUCGAAGCGCCGCCGCUCAUGCCAGCCGCGAGGUCACCGUCUACCCAAGGUCGCCCGAGAAUAGAUCUUGAGCCCUCAGAGGACUUUCAGCCUGGCAACUUUACCACUGCUGAUGGCGUUCACCCAUCACAGUCAAUCGGUCUCGCUGACAAUGAUUCAUCUACUGGAGCUCGGGGUCGGUUUCAGAGGAUAAUCGUGGAGACCUUGAAACUCGGGGGCGAACUUCAGGUGUACUCGGUUGACCGCAAUUAUACGGGAUUCUACGUCAUGAACGCAGGCGCUGCUCAGGGAAUAAAGGCUGGGGCCGAGUUUUUGAUCUAUCAGUCUGAGUACAUCUAUGACGGUGAUGAACCGCUGGGAAUAUCGUAUGCUGCCAUCGUGCGCGAGCUCGAGACGGAACUUAGCAUCUAUAUCGCCGACGCCGCUAGUCGGCGACUACCUUCACAUUGCUUUGCCAUCCUAGAUCACGACCACAGUCCCUCUAUACUGCACCCACACGUCCCAAGUAUGCCCUAG
Molecule: messenger RNA, 2094 nt
Organism: Peniophora sp. CBMAI 1063
Lineage: Eukaryota; Fungi; Basidiomycota; Agaricomycetes; Russulales; Peniophoraceae
Source: the annotation of a GenBank genome assembly